Stegostoma tigrinum is the source of this 2817-nucleotide messenger RNA. RefSeq names its product UDP-N-acetylhexosamine pyrophosphorylase-like protein 1. The coding region runs from base 79 to 1608 and encodes 509 amino acids. The record is from RefSeq and is a predicted model, not a curated record. The transcript has 9 exons. Gene Ontology annotation, biological process: UDP-N-acetylglucosamine biosynthetic process. Gene Ontology annotation, molecular function: UDP-N-acetylglucosamine diphosphorylase activity. NCBI's taxonomy places the organism in Eukaryota, Metazoa, Chordata, Chondrichthyes, Orectolobiformes, Stegostomatidae.
GGGGUGUGGACCCUCCUCCCGAGCCCCGGGGCCGCCCUCCCGCUCCCAGUGCCCGCAGUGCGCGCCUGGGCCUCGGGGAUGUUACUGCCGUCUGCCCCCGAUGUCCGGGAGCUCCUGGCCCGGGCCGGCCAGCCGGAGGUGCUGCGGUUCUGGGAGCAGCUGACGGCCGAGGAGCGGCGGCUGCUGGAGGCCGCGGUGAAGCAGCUGGAGCCGGGCCCGCUCCGGGCCCACUGUCAGGAGGCGGCUACGGCCCGGCACCGGGAACAACAAGCUGCUCCAAACACCCACCGGCACAUGCAGCCCCUUCCCGGGGAAGUGACCGGCAGCUCGGCCCGGGCUGAGCCCCAGAGCCUGAGGGGCUGGAGGGAGCGCGGUUUCCAUGAGAUCUCUGAAAGCCGUGUGGCUGUUCUUCUCUUGGCUGGAGGACAGGGCACACGUCUGGGUGUGCCAUACCCAAAGGGAAUGUAUGAUGUUGGGCUGCCGAGUGGCAAAACCCUUUACCAAAUCCAAGCAGAGCGGAUUCGCAAAGUACAGCAGCUCGCUGAGGAAAGGCUAGGCAAGAAAUGUGUUGUCCCUUGGUACAUCAUGACCAGUGAAUUCACAUUGGAACCCACACAGAAGUUCUUCGCUCAGCAUAACUACUUUGGUCUGGUCAAGUCCAACGUUGUCAUGUUUGAACAGCAGAUGUUACCAGCUGUCGACUUCAAUGGGAGGAUCAUUCUGGAACAGAAGGGCAAGAUUGCCAUGGCACCAGAUGGAAAUGGCGGGCUGUAUCGAGCUCUGACAAACAACAGGAUUCUGGAGGAUAUGGACCGGCGAGGAAUCUGCUUUGUCCAUGUGUACUGUGUGGACAAUAUCCUGGUGAAAAUGGCAGACCCAGUCUUCAUUGGAUUCUGUGUGGAGAAGGGAGCAGAUUGUGGGGCAAAGGUUGUUGAGAAAGCUUACCCCACAGAGCCGGUCGGGGUGGUGUGUCUUGUAGACGGAAUCUAUCAGGUUGUGGAGUACAGUGAGGUCAGCCAGGAGACUGUGGAGCAGAGGAACCCUGAUGGCAGACUCACCUUCAACGCUGGCAAUAUCUGCAACCACUUCUUCACAGUGGACUUCCUCAAAUCAGUGACAGAGGAGUUUGAACCUCAGCUGAAGCGUCACAUAGCUGUAAAGAAGAUUCCCUACGUUGAUGAGCAAGGGAACGCUGUGAGACCAGAGGUGCCCAAUGGCAUCAAGAUGGAGAAGUUUGUUUUUGAUGUUUUCCAGUUUUCCAAGAAGUUUGUUGUGUUCGAGGUUUUGAGGGAGGAUGAAUUCUCCCCUCUGAAGAAUGCAGACAGUGCUGGGAGUAAAGAUACCCCAUCAACAGCACGCAGGGCCCUGCUAUGGCAGCACUAUCGCUGGGCAUUGCAAGCCGGAGCCCACUUCCUGGAUUCCAACAACAUGCGGAUCCCCCAUCUCACCCGGCACCAGGAGGCUGAGGAACCACCUGCAGUUUGUGAGAUCUCUGCAUUGGUCUCUUGUGAAGGAGAGGGUUUGGAGGAAUAUCUGAAGGAUCGGGAGUUCCGUUCUCCAUUGCUUUUAACUGAGGAAGCACUGACUGCACUGGGACAGUGCCAGUGAUGGCCUGUGUGAGUGAAGGAAGCUCAUUGCCAAGGAAGGACUUUCUAUCGAGAACUGGAUCAAGUGCCUUAAUUUUUAUACUGUUGAUUCAUAAAACUAAUUCCUGAUUUUUACUCAGUGGUUUGACUGAGCAGCUGGGGUUUUAUCCAUUACUGGAGGCUGGGUGUUCCCUGGGUCGAGAUAACAUCUAGAACCUUGCCCUGGAGAGGACCGACACAGCACAGCUACUGUCUCUCACAGACUGCAUUGAACCUGUAUUUACAGGGCCAUGGCUGGUCAAUGGGACACCUCACUCUGCUAAACCCCCAGUCAGGGGGCAGUGGGACACCACACCACACUAAUAUCCCAAUCGGGGGCAGUGGGACAUGUCACUGUAAUAACACCCCCCCCCAAGUCAGGGGGCAGUGAGACGUGUCACCCUGCGAAACCCCCCUCCUGGGGUCAGUGAAAACCUCACUCUGCUAGACACCAUCCAGAUCAAAGAAGAGUUAUUGUGGUUUACACCCCAAACUUAAGCAGCAGGAACACUACGUGGGAAUGUGAUCCCCUGAGCCUGCCCCUCCAAUCCUGGCUGGUUUUCCCCCUCAGUCCCCAUCCCCCUUGGGAGUUUAAAACAGGAUUGAUCGCUACCUUUGACGUAGUUCAUCUUCUCUGAAAGAGUGACACAAAGAUUCAUCGUACAGUGGAGAAAUUCAUCGUCUUCAGUGUUGAGCCUUCACUCCCCACGCUGUAUCCUGAGAUGAUCUCUGUGGUACAAGCUGUCCCAAGUGGAGGAGACAGCCACCACAUCAAGUCCCCUCAGCAAAAGAUGUGUGUCAAUGUGACCACCUCCCUACCCCCCAGGUCAGCUCUGGCUGAUGAGCUCCAUUUCUAUAAAUCUAUCUAUUUGCAAACUGAGUGAAAAGGAGGCACCAUGGUAACAGGGAGAGAGAGAGACCAUGUUUCACCAGAGACACUACCAGCCACUGAGAUACCGUGUGCCUUAGACAUUGCUGCUGCUGUUGGACGUUAUUUCAGAUUUCACUCCGGGGACUAGCACUGAUCCUGCCUGCCGACUUUCUAAUCUCUUGAAUGGUCACCAUUCUGAGAUGCUAGCGUUGGAUGGCCUGAGGGUGGGACACUCCAGUUUUUACUGUUUGUCUCCUACGCCCAAUAUGUACUACUUCAAAUCAGAUAACCUCAAUUAUUUGAAUAAAAAGUCUUAUUUCA